CCCGAGAGGGAGGGCUCUAUGAAGAGGGCACAGCGAGCUGUGAAUAUGGUUCGGUGUGAAGUUGAGUAAAUUACUGUAUGGCUGCAGAUCUCAAGGGAAGUGAUUCCCUUUCAAAUCACACCUUCUGCUUUGUUUUCGGUGCGUAAAACACUGCUUAAACGGCUACUGGACUAUCAUCAAAACGUUAUUUACAACGAUCACAUGAUGCUGCAUUGUAUGUCAAAUUGUAACUUCAGGCUAUAGGGAUGGCGUCUUCCGGAUAGUGUGAAAUCGCGGAGGCUCUAAUUUAAGGCAUUUCUUCAUAAGUGUUUGAUGCAUAAUAGACGUGGAAAUCAGUAAGUUGUGGAGGAGGUCAACCGCACACAUGUUGCAACUAAGCGCAACUUUCGAUUUGCAGCAGGAUGUGGUGUCAAGUAUAUUUAAGAAAGAGGCGACUGUAGGAAUAAUCAAAGAAUACUCAGGGAUCGUUGACACUCGGAUCCUCAACAUUGAAAGGGAUGGAGGAGUCCUCUACUCCUGGAAAGGGGAAACAGGGACCACCAGGAUCGGGAAAUACGACCCCAAUACCAGACAGAAUAAGCUCCUCUACACAUUUGACAAGCAGGUGUGUGUCAGCAGCUGUUCUCUGAAUAAGGAGGAGACUCUGCUGGCGGUCAGUUUGGCACAGAGGACAAGAACAGAGGAGCGCCUCAGACCAGUUUCAAAAUGUCUGACCCUCCUCAUUGAGAUCCAUCCCAUUAACAACACUAAGGUCCUGAAGGCUGUCGACUGCCGGGUCAGAGUUCAGUUCCUCCAUCCAGACACAGAGAGGGACUCAGUGCUGGAGAGUCACCUGCUGCUGGUAGCAGAAGAUGGCUAUGUGGAGCAGCUCCAUGUAAUGCUGGUCAGACAAGAGGGUUACAGAGUGGUGAUGUUGAACCCAGAGUGCCUGGCCAAAGACAGGGUGGCAGAGGAGUUCAGCUGGGUCCAGUGGGACAGCCAGACACAGAGACUCUUCUACCUCACAUACAGGGAAAAAGCUGUGCUGAAAUGUGUGCAAUUCUGCCAUGACCGCAACUGUGAGACCUUGUUUGAGCUUGUCCUGGAGUUGCCCUCUAACCCUUUCAGCUGUAUGAGGUUUGUUAACCUGGGCUUUGACCAUCACCAAGAGACGCAGCAGGAACGGGAGGAGAUGAGGAUGGUGGUGAUCACCAAUAACACAGAGGGGAGUAUGUGUGUGUGUUACAGCCAGCCUGCUUGUGUCAACCAGGAGAUCACAUACACCAUAGUCCUGGUGCACAGAGGCUGCAGUAAAACGUUCUCAGUGGCUCUGGAUGGCACCCCUAGUCCAUGUGGUACAGAUCUCCUCCCUCUCUUCAUCCCUAUAGGUUACUACGUGGUAGUCUACCUGUCUGGUCACUUCCUGCACUGCAUCAACACCAGGCAACAGGAGCUGCUCUGCCACAGCCUCUUUCUCUCAGGUGUUGAUGCAGAGCUGGGUGUGUUGGGAUCAGACAGUGUGGUGUUGUCUCUACCCGAGUCCUCUCUGCUGGACCUGAACACAGGCAGGAUGUACACUGUAGACCUCAACCCCUCCUUCCUAAUGGACCUACUGCACUGCAGCCACAGUAGACCUGAUGCUCAACGCCUGGCUGCCCUGCACUGUCUGCUGCUCUACAUGGGACCCAACGCUGCACUAGAACUGAAGAUCAUAGAUUGGAUCUGUGACAAUGUCAUGCCGUUCGACACCUUCGAUCAAAUUCAGGAAUUUAUUCUGGCGUCACUGUACAGGAUCAUCUAUAAGAAGUGUCUCAGUCUGGAUGAAGUCCUACCCUACUCCUCUGUGUUUGAGAAGAAGAAGGUACCUGAGGCUCUAGACCAGGUCCCCGGUGUCACCUGCACCACAGAGCUCCAUGCUGAACCAGUGUUCAAAGGAAAGGCCAGGAGUCUCCAGGGUUAUUGGGAAGAGCUGCAGUGGAGCACAGAAAAGAUGAAGUACUUUGAGGCGGUUCCAAACCCACGAUACAGAGCAUCUCAGAACCUGCCAGACUGGACCAAGCUGCUCACUACCCUGAAGUCAAAGAACAAGAAGGCUUCUAACUAUCUACGUCACAUUGAGGAGAACACUAAACAAGUUCUGUCGAUGGUGGACAGCUGGAAUCUUGAUCAGAAAGUGGUUCCGUUGUUCCAGGAGGAGGAUAGCCAGCAGAGGGCGCUCAUAGGCCUGAUGGUGGACAAACUGAGAGAGCACCUCAACAGACACCUGCCUCGUCUGGGGAAGAAGAAGAUCGACGUGCUGGUGGUGAACUACGUGGCCAAGCUGCUGGAGCUGAUCAGACGCAUGCUGGAGUCUGUGUGGCUGAAGUACAAACUAGGCCCUCUGGUGCUGUGCUUAAAGCAGCGGGGGAGUUCAGCAGAGUGGGCUGUGUUUCACGUGAUGUGUCGGAUACUGGAGGCUACAAAGACUCUGUGUCUCCCCCUCCCUCCUGGGUAUCACACUCUACUGUCCGUGUUGGGGGUUCGCUGUCUCCCCAGACACACCUUCCUGCAGUACGUUGACCAUGGUGUGCUGCAGCUCACCGAGACCUUCGUCUCACGACUCAUGACAGAUGAAUGCUGUAACCGUGUCUGCCUCCUCCAUGCUUCAAUACAGAUGAAUGCUGUAACUGUGUCUGCCUCCUCCAUGCUUCAAUACAGAUUAAUGCUGUAACCGUGUCUGCCUCCUCUAUGCUUCAAUACAGAUUAAUACUGUAACUGUCUGCCUCCUCCAUGCUUCAAUACAGAUUAAUACUAUAACCGUGUCUGCCUCCUCCAUGCUUCAAUACAGAUUAAUGCUGUAACCGUGUCUGCCUCCCCAUACUUCAAUACAGAUUAAUACUGUAACUGUGUCUGCCUCCUCCAUGCUUCAAUACAGAUUAAUGCUGUAACCGUGUCUGCCUCCUCCAUGCUUCAAUACAGAUUAAUACUAUAACCGUGUCUGCCUCCUCCAUGCUUCAAUACAGAUUAAUGCUGUAACCGUGUCUGCCUCCCCAUGCUUCAAUACAGAUUAAUGCUGUAACUGUGUCUGCCUCCUCCAUGCUUCAAUACAGAUUAAUGCUGUAACCGUGUCUGCCUCCUCUAUGCUUCAAUACAGAUUAAUACUGUAACUGUCUGCCUCCUCCAUGCUUCAAUACAGAUUAAUACUGUAACUGUCUGCCUCCUCCAUGCUUCAAUACAGAUUAAUACUGUAACCGUGUCUGCCUCCUCCAUGCUUCAAUACAGAUUAAUGCUGUAACCGUGUCUGCCUCCUCCAUACUUCAAUACAGAUUAAUACUGUAACCGUGUCUGCCUCCUCCAUGCUUCAAUACAGAUUAAUGCUGUAACCGUGUCUGCCUCCGCCAUGCUUCAAUACAGAUUAAUGCUGUAACCGUGUCUGCCUCCUCCAUGCUUCAAUACAGAUUAAUGCUGUAACCGUGUCUGCCUCCUCCAUACUUCAAUACAGAUUAAUACUGUAACCGUGUCUGCCUCCUCCAUGCUUCAAUACAGAUUAAUGCUGUAACCGUGUCUGCCUCCUCCAUGCUUCAAUACAGAUUAAUGCUGUAACCGUGUCUGCCUCCUCCAUGCUUCAAUACAGAUUCAUACUGGCAACAAAGUGUUGAUUUAGCUAGUCAACUGAAAAAAAAGAGUUGUGUAUGUUGCUAUGACAACCAGCUCAAUUUGUUGUCUGUCUAGUUCGGAAACAUUGACUUUAUAUGAGAAGGUAGAGAAAAGCUAAUUAAGAAAAGGAAUGAGAGACUGACAAGUUUUAUACAAAUGUCUGCUGUUGAAAACCAAAUUACUUUAUAAGAAAUGGGAGAUAAUGUCUAGAUGCUUUUUAUAGUGGAGACCAAGUUUAUACAUUUCCUGGCAGGGUUGAUGAGGCAGUCAUAAGGAGCUAACGAGGCACGAUUUAGCCUGGCAUAGAACAUGUGCUCUCUCGUUAGGACACUGUUGUUUCAUCAUAGUGCCUAAUAGUUUUUGCGACUUCACUUGAAGAAACAUUAAAAGUUCAUUACAUUUCCCGGAUUGACGGACCUUCAUGUCUUAAAGUAAUGAUGGUCUGUCAUUUCUCUUUGCUUAUUUGAACUGUUCUUGACAUACUAUGGAUUUGUUCUUUUACCAAAUAGGCCGAUCUUCUGUAUACCACCCCUACCUUGUCACAACACAACUGAUUGGCUGGUACUGUAGUUGGAGUGAGGGACUGGAACGAGGGACUGGAGAGCGGGACUAGAGCGAGGGAUUGAGGGACUGGAGCGAGGGACCGGAGCGAGGGAUUGAGGGACUGGAGCGAGGGACUGGAGCGAGGGACUGGAGAG
This is a messenger RNA of Oncorhynchus kisutch (coho salmon), 4313 nucleotides long. Its product is annotated as gamma-secretase-activating protein. Gene Ontology annotation, biological process: positive regulation of amyloid-beta formation. The transcript has 29 exons. Lineage: Eukaryota; Metazoa; Chordata; Actinopteri; Salmoniformes; Salmonidae. Gene Ontology annotation, cellular component: trans-Golgi network. The coding region runs from base 365 to 2689 and encodes 774 amino acids. The record is from RefSeq and is a predicted model, not a curated record.